CAGCAGCAGUAGUGCCGCCGCCGCCGCCGCGUUCGCUGUGGUCCCUUGAAGGCGGCUCCGGCCAUCGGCGAGCAUCGCCUGGAGCCAACGGCGGCCGAAGCGCUCCCUUUCCCCCCCUCCCCUCUUUUGAUUCCCUCCCGCCCUUGGAUUCCCUCGUCGUUUUAAAGCCAUGGCGGCGGCGGAAGAUGCUGCUGUGGCGGCGGCGGCGGCGGCGGUGGUGGCGGCGGCGGCAGCCGGGUGACGCCCGAGGCGGCGGAUGAGCGGCGGCCGACCGAGUUCUGGCGUGGGAAGAGGAUGCGGGAGUACAAGGUGGUGGUGCUGGGCUCGGGCGGGGUGGGCAAAUCGGCGCUCACCGUGCAGUUCGUGACGGGCACUUUCAUCGAGAAGUACGACCCCACCAUCGAAGACUUCUACCGCAAGGAGAUCGAGGUGGACGCCUCGCCGUCGGUGCUGGAGAUCCUCGACACAGCCGGCACCGAGCAGUUCGCCUCCAUGCGGGAUCUGUACAUCAAGAACGGGCAGGGCUUCAUCUUAGUCUACAGCCUGGUCAACCAGCAGAGCUUCCAGGACAUCCGCCCCAUGAGAGACCAGAUCAUCCGCGUCAAGAGAUAUGAGAAGGUCCCUGUAAUCUUGGUUGGAAAUAAAGUGGACUUGGAGAGUGAGCGAGAAGUUUCAUCCAGUGAAGGCAGAGCCCUGGCUGAAGAAUGGGGUUGUCCUUUUAUGGAGACGUCUGCUAAAAGCAAAACCAUGGUGGAUGAGCUCUUUGCAGAGAUUGUCAGACAAAUGAACUAUGCCUCUCAACCAGAUAAAGAUGACCCAUGCUGCUCUGCAUGUAAUAUACAAUAGCAUUCCAAGGAUGGGAUUGGACCUAAUUUGCUGUAUUUGGGUAAGGUGACAGAAUAGACUAUUUCACUCUGUGAUUUAAAAUUGGUCAAAAAUUCAAAGUGGAGUAGCACUGAAACUCCAAGUGAAAGAUAAAUAGUGAUCAGUUUAAUUAAAAAAAAAAAAAGAAAUUGAGAAGCUUUAUUUUCCUGCAGCACAUCUUCUGCAUGUUCUACUCUCUGGCUUAGCCAACAGAUUACAGGGUGAGCACAAUCCGUGCACAUUGGCUUGUCAGUUAACAGCUACUUGCUUUAAAUUAAGAAAAGUUUUCGGUGAAAAGGAGCGCACCAGCAAAGACCUUUUGCACUCUGCCUAUUAUUCUGUACUGAUAAGUAAAGAUUUAACAAAAGGUAUCUACUUACUGAAUUUCAGGACUUUUAUCACUUGUGGCCAAAUCAGUCAAAUAUGCUAAUUUUAUUUUUGACGCAAGUGUUGAUAAAUUUAUUGGCAAACUAAUCUACAGUUCUGUUAUUUCCUUUACAUUCAUUAUUUUCUGUGAUCCCAUGAUGCAAAAAGGAAAAUGCUCCAUCAGUACUUGAACGGAAAGAGAGAAGCUCUGGAAAAAAAAAAAAAAACCAACAGCUUGUAAAGAGAACACUGAAACAUUAAAAUAUGCUAAAUAUUCUUCAUUGUUGCUCAGAAAAUGGUGGAUUGCUUCAGCUGCUGUUCAGUCAAGAUACCAAACCAGCCCUUGCUUUACAGAGCAGGAAAUGCAUUAAUCUCUUUACUGAUCCAGGAAGAAGCAACCAUGACAUGAUGGGGUAAAAAGAAUUGUUUGGCCUUACUAAUGAGGAACAUUGCUAGCACAUUAACAAGUACCACCUUGUAAGGAAAAUGAAGCCAUGUUGUAUUCAGACGUUCCUUUUUGCAGAAACCUCACGGGGGCUGUAAAAGCAUCCUAUAUUUUUUAGUUUUAAGGAUACCAGUUUAUUUUUUUGCCUUUAAGGGCUGUGUCUUGGAUGUGAUAUACUAAUUGAGCUAUGGAAUUUAAUUUUGCCACUUUAUUAUAUCUUUACUGUUGGCGAUUCUGGUUAACUGUGUAGAAUUACUUUGUCUCAGAAGGUGAAUACAAAAUAUUUUAAUUCCAUGUGGGAAUGAGAAAAGGAUUUGUGUCUUCAGUUGCCUAACAUGCUAGUCAGGUGCUGCCAUUAAAGUGAUCCUGUUGCCCUGGUUAUUGCUGUGACAAAUAGUGAGUGAAAGCAUUGUUUUAAAAUGGUGGCUCAGCCUCUAAUUUUAAUUUAAAUAGCAGUGAAAUACUUAAAAUUUGCAUGACUUAACAGCACCAAUUAUAUCUAUUAUGUCUUACAAUCAAGGAAGUUUCCAAUCAGAAAGUCUUAAGAUUGAAAUGGUGGAAUGAUAAUGGACCUUGAUGGAUAAAUUGGCCUUUAAAAUACAAUAUCACUGAGCCUAUGGUCCAAAUACUAUCCUGAAAGAUUGGUUUCUCAAUCUUGUGAAGUAGUUCUGUAAUUUCUUGUGUAGAUGAGUGGAAAGGAAUGUAUGUUCUGUGUAUGGAUGUGUGAGUGUGUUGGUGAGUGCAACUUUUUACAAAUGCUGUAAUGAACUUGAGUUCUGAGAUUUUGCCUUGAUCAGCAGAAAAACAAACUGCAAUCUAAAGGGUAUCAAAAGCAAAUGAAUUUUUAAACGCCUUUUUAAAAAAAAAAAACACCACCACCACUUGGCCACUUUAUACCUUACAUAGUAGAACACGUUUAAUUUAGAUUAGAUCAAUUUCUAACAAUAAUGAUAUGGAUGAUUAUUGGCUAUGACUUGCCUUUGUUCUUGAAUUAUUUUUCCCUCAUAAUCAAGAGAGCAAAGAGUUGUCAUUUAAACAGCGAGGUCCUGUAAUAGAAAUGUAAUUCCUUCCCAAACCUCUUGCUGAGCUUUAAGAAUUACGGAACCUUAAUGCAGCUUUUAUUGGCAACUUCCAUGUAUUAAGGUAAAAAUUAUGAAUGAUAAUCUUUAAAUUCUUUUAGGAGAAACAUUAUGCAGCAGUAUGUCAGAAAAUAAUUUCACUGAUCAAAUAAAAGUGGAAUAAGCAGGUAUAGAAGAGUGUUGAGUGCAUCUUAUACUGAUUAAUUCCAAAAAGAAGUCCUGUAUUGCAUGUCAGAUUAUUUGAUGUAAAAAGAAUGAGGAGCAUAAAUGGCAUUUCUUUAUUUUUGUCAAGGCGUUAUUUUAAUAAGAAGCUUUGGGGGGGGAAAAAACCCGCAACUACUUUGUAGUGUAUAAUCUUCACUUACAAUAACAAUAUACUUUCAUACAAAAGUAGGUGAUUUGCUAAUUCCAAGAAACAAUUUAUAUUCAAUUUAGAUUCUGUCACUGAGUAGUAUAUUUGACCAAAAUGAUAUAAAUCAGCAAGAGGGGAUAUCCAAGGCUAUCAAUUAUAGUUACAGUUAUGUGGAUUCCCACUCUCUCAAGUCAUGAGUGUAGACCUACAGUUAGUAGCAGCUAAAAGGGAUUCCUAGUGCCAAUGCAAGAGUAUGUUCCUUUGUCAAUCCUUACCCUUCCCAAUUUGUAACAGUGAGAUACUUCGUCAUUUUCUGGCCAUCACUGUGUUUGUAAAGAUGAUCUUGCCAUUGGCUGUCCCAGAACACAGAUUUUAAAAACUAGAUCAAAACAGGCACAUUCAUCUUGGCCACAAGGUCAUUCCGACACUAUAUAUGCCACUAUUCAAGCAUACAGACAGUAGCCUCUAUAUGUAUUGGUGACAUUUUCCAAUUUAUCUGGUCGGCAAUAUUACAUACCUUGGGACUGCUUGUUGAGACUAACUACCUGUAUUGCAUUCUAAGCAGAUCCAGUAGACAUAAUUUGGGAAGGAGGACUAACAUGCCUUAAAAUAUUAUCAGUUCAUCCAAAGACCCGAUAUUCUUUGCGUAGAGCUUUGUAUUUUUCUGCAGUGGUGAGUCCCUCUUUUCCUUUGAAACUGGUUGGACAGCUCCAACAUCUGUUCAGAAUGUUUUUGUAAGAUGAUUCAGCACACAUGGAAAUAUCGAUAGCAGUUUCUGAGGAAUUCCUCAUCUGGUGGUACCAACAAUAAAUGCAGGUAGCCCUCGACUCACAACCGUAAAUUGAGCACACAUUUUUUUUGUUGCUGAGUAAAAUACAUUUGUUAUGUGAGUUUUGCCAUAUUUUUCGCCUUUUCUUGCCACAGUUAAGCUGUUGUUAAAUUAAUAACCCAGUUGUUAAGUGAAUCUAGCUUCCCCUGUUGACAUUGCUUGUCAGAAGGUGUUCACAUGAUACGGGGACACUGCAGCCGUCAUAAGCAUGAACCAGUUGCCAACCAUCCGAAUCCUGGUCAUGUGGCCAUGAGGAUGCUGUAACGGUCAUAAGUAUGAAAAUUGUCUUAAGUCACUUUUUUCAGUGACGUUACUUCGAACGGUCACUAAAUGAACUGUUGUAAGUCGAGGACUACCUGUACCAUAUAUCCCUUUAUUUAAAAAUUGCCAUUAUUAUUAUUUUUUGGUCAGCAAACAUGCUAGUAUUUUCUAUGUCAUAUAUGCCGCUUAAAGGUUUAGGGUGAGGUGACGCAUGGUCUUCAAUAUAACUGAAAUAACUCCACAAUAAAGCAAAUUUGGCAACUUUGGGAUUUUAUUGUGAAUUUUUCCUUUCUGAGUUUUCGAUCAGGUUUUAAAAAGGGAUUGCAGUGUGUUUUUGCAAAUGUAACCAUUGACAAUUUGUCAUUUCUAGAGUUGAAUAAGCAUCUUUAACAAUUGACUGUGGACCUCUGUUACAACUGAUAAAUGGGGAAAAAAAAUACUACAUUUUAUAAGUUAUCAGUUGUUUAAAUCGAAACUAUUUCAAAAUAAAACAAAUUGUACAUAGAACUCAAUGCAAACUCAGCAGUUGUAUCUGGAGUUAAAUUAUUUUAACAAAUAAAUUUAUUUAAUGAAAUGUC
Molecule: messenger RNA, 4774 nt
Organism: Pantherophis guttatus
Lineage: Eukaryota; Metazoa; Chordata; Lepidosauria; Squamata; Colubridae
Gene: RAP2A
Product: RAP2A, member of RAS oncogene family
Biological process (GO): Rap protein signal transduction
Cellular component (GO): membrane
Molecular function (GO): GTP binding; GTPase activity
Source: RefSeq, a predicted model, not a curated record